Aspergillus calidoustus is the source of this 3043-nucleotide messenger RNA. NCBI's taxonomy places the organism in Eukaryota, Fungi, Ascomycota, Eurotiomycetes, Eurotiales, Aspergillaceae. The record is from the annotation of a GenBank genome assembly.
CUUCCGAGAGGGGCAGGUCGAGGCGUUCCCACCGCUGCUUUGCGAUUGGCGCAGACGGCCGAUAACAGUGCAGCAGACCAGGUGCCAGUGCAUUAUUGUUCAAGUUGCAUUCGAUCUCCAGCCGGGCAAUUGAAACCCAAGUCAUCUCCUCCAACAUUGCUUCUUCUCUCCUGCCUCGCCUCCUGCUUCGCGUCUGCCACCGCUUCUUGCUGCCCGAGGCCCAGUUUCCACAUUGUUCCAUCGCAACCACGCUCUGGAAGAUCUCGUGGAGAAUAGCGACGUUGUUCUUGCACAGCGCCUCAUGUCUGGUAUUACUAUAGCGAAUACUAAGUUCUCGUGACUGGCAACUUCCUCCGCUCCCCUCAAAGGAGAGGUAACAAUCUUGGAAAACCUCUCCAUCGCCCCCAUUUUUCAUCAACUCUUAUCCACAAACCAUCUCUAUACCCCCUAGUACCGCUUGGCUGGCCCUUUGCCGUAUCUCGUACAUCGAUGAGUACGAAUAACAAGCGCGAGUGUAUUACCCUUGAUUAUCGCUUCCUGUCCUCCUGGGUUAAACGCCCGACUCGCAGACGAAAAAGAUCUCGCUCGUUCAGCCCUGUGGAUAUUACCGCUAUACCUUCGCGCUGCAUGGCGAUCUUACUCCGCAGACUAAGUUGGCACUAUCUUGCUCCCCGGACCAUUAGUUCGUCAAGUAAUCAGCUCUAUUCUCCGGCGCCUUUGAUUUGAGCAUCAAAUGCCGCGCCCUCGAAGGCCCGGAGCCCCCGAGCCGAAAAGGAGAUCUCGCAAAGGAUGCUGUGGGGAGGAGAAGCCGUCGUGCUUGAAUUGCCAACGUCAGAAUGAGCCUUGCGACUACAGCCUCCGGCUGAACUGGGGUGGAAGGACGAGGAGAAAGUCUUCUGUCGAUUCCCCGAGUUCACAGACUAGUAGCCUCUCGAGACAUUCACUCCCAUUCCCCCUGUCACCCCCGUCGCUUCCCCAGACACUCCCUGCGAGCCCUAUCCGACCGUUCGAUUCUAGUGGUUGGGAGAUGAGCACUUCGCAAGACGAGCAUACAGAAACGCUCUACUGGAAGGCGGAGUCUGCAGGGGACAUGAAUGUAGGAAGAACGUAUCCUAGCAGGUUGCAUGAUUUCCAUGAUUCUCCGACUGUCCCUGAUCAGUCUUUCAAUGCAUGCAACCGUACAACCGAUAGAGUUCCAGUAGAAUUGGACUUGUCGCGAGGACCGGAUACCAGCUCUUGGCCGGGCUUCUCUCCUCAAGCAAUGACAUUCCCAGCGAUGGGCGAUGACGCGUCCCACAGACCGUCCGUUGGAAGCUCGCUGGGGAACCUACCUUAUCCGACUGUCCCAGACGCCGUUCCUAGUGUCCCCUCAUUAUUCGACUUCAAUUUUCCAUGCGGUCAAGUGUCUCAGCCAAUAUCUUUCGUUCGACCUGCUUUAGAUACAGCUGAUUUCAACAGACAUGACUCGCCAUCCAGACGUGGAAGAAUGCCGGACUAUCAACAGAACCUUUCUGGACUGCCAUCCACUGAACUCGGAAUUCCCAACGCCUCAGUCAAUUGCACGCUUAGCACCACCGAUUCUCUUGACGCAACAUCGCCCCGAUCUCUUGAUACCAGUCUUUUUACCUCUGGAACCCCACGGGAUCAGGGUGAUUCUCCAGAUAGCUUUUUGGCAGGCAUUCUGGAUGGGCCGCCUGGCGAUAGCAUUGGUAGGAACAGGCACACCAGAUCGUAUUCGUCCUCUGCGCGCCAAUAUGAUAUACCACCGACACUCAACCAGAAGCGCGGUCUUUCGACCUCGGAGCGAAAAUGGCAGACUUAUCUCACCAGUGUAACUGACCACUAUGGCCUGGACUGUGGCCGCUCAGAUCUGGAUCUGGGACGAAAUGACGAUCACUCAGCAGUCGAUGUAAGCGACGCUUUGGAUGUCAUCCAGUCUCAGACAUCGAGCCAUGCUUCCAGUCCAGGAAGCCUUCAGACAGACAAAGACCGCAAUACUGGUGAUAGCAGCAAGUAUGCCUACUAUGCAUUGCCCGUGCCUAUUAAUAUCCCACGAUACCUCUCGCCUCUCCCUGCCUCGCUUCUGAAGGUGCCUAUCAACUUGAUGUAUUUUCACCACUUUCUCAACCACACUGCGAGGGUCCUUGUCCCUCAUGACUGCGGAGACAAUCCCUUCAGCUCUGUCCUGCCCUCUAGUAAGAUCUCUCCUCUCUUGUUCCCGUCGCUCUUACUGACUGGACAGUGGCUAUUGAUGACCCUAAUCUUCUCAACCUUAUGCUCGCCUACUCCGCAAGCCACCGAGCAAGGUUCCUAGGACACCCCGAGCCUGCUACUCGGAUUGCACUUUGGGUCCGCGACGUUUUUCCGUCCCUGCGCCUCGCUUUGGAAGACUCUCACAGGAAGGGCAGAGGCUCUGAUAGACGACUGGGAGAUGCUGGAUGUCAAUGUGCAUACUCACGAUAAGCAUUAUCUUGAAUCGGAGUCCUCCGAUAUGAUAGCGGUUGAUCGCGCGUUCCGCUAUGCUGGCCUACUCCAUCUGCGCCGCCGCGUUCUCGGCGAGGACUCCGGGUCUGAGGAAGUCUUGAAGGCCUUGAACGGGUUGAUGCAAGCCGUGACCGCCAUUCAGACUGGUGCUGCUAUGGAGGCGGGAGUAUUGUUUCCCAUAUUUACGGCUGGUUGCGAAACUCGGGAUCCUAAGCAGCGGGAUGAGAUCAAGGAGCGUCUCGAGGUUCUGGAAGGAACUGGGAUGAAACAGAUUCAGAAUGCUCGUAAACUCAUGCAGAGAUGUUGGGACACCGAUUUGCCCUGGAUCGCGUUCGCGCAAGGAGAGUUUCUUGGGUAGCUUUUCAGACUGGUUCAUACUACAAAGGACCAGGGUGAAGUGAAUGUAUGUUUUGUUGGACUGUAGAAGGGAGACUGAUCACAACAUUUGUUGCUUAGUUUUUAUUGAUCUCAAAUUGACGCAUGAUCCUAUCCAGACAAAGAUCUAUCCCCUCUCCAUCCGUUUGCACCAUGACAAAAACCUGAUUGUCAAAUUAGAGGC